GCUAAGGAGGACCCGUUUCAGCCCUGCUUCCCACGUCCGAAAUUUCACACUAGUGACCGAGCCCGUUCGCUAGGGUCUCCCCCCUGCCUGCUCUCCCGGUUCCACAAGUUCUAAAUGGAGCACUUGUCAAUGGUGUGUCCAGGACUGACUGCUUGGCAAACCGCCGAGGGCGAGCGAUACGUGACUCAAUCUCCCUCGCGACACGCAGCACGCAGACACACUCUCUUUUUUCGGGGUUGCAGAAAAUAGUAAAUGCUUAUCCGCUACCUCCCCGGCCUUCCUCCCUCUCCACAUAGAGCAGUAGUGUCGACGUUGCCCCCAAAAAAAUUUCAAAGCAAAGCAACAAGGGCUGGCAGAAAGAGAAGAGAGGAGCGAGAAACAAAAAGAAAAAGAAAGCACCGCCUCUUCUUCCGAGCCGACCGAGGUGGCGCGCGGACACCGAGGUCAAUAGGCUUUUUUCUAUUUUGUCUCGCUGCGAUUCUUGAAUUGCACCUGCUGUUUUUCAACCCGCUUCUGCCAUCGGGUCUUUCGAAAUUGUUACUACAACCUGCAUUUUCUUUUUGGCCUUUUUUAUUUAUUUUUUCUUUCUCCAUCCUUUGGUACGAAUCAUCUUCUCCGGAUACGACGACGACGCCGACGACAAGAGCAAGGCUUGGAAUGACGAGCUCUUACCUGCACAAGCGAGAGGGCGAUCGAGGAAAGCGCACGGUAGCGAGGAGAAGCCGAACAAGCAGAAGGCUGUGCCAGGUGCUCCACGCUGCGUACCGCAUCGCUUCGCACCGCACGAACGCUUCACUAGUCAACACCAGCCUUUGAACAGUCACGGAAAAGGAGAAAGAGAGCAGCGACAGAGGGAGAACGCGAGGGAGAAAGAGAGAGAGAGAGAGAGAGAGAGAGAGACGGGGAGAGCGAGGGUAGAAGGGAAUGAAGCCGUCCAGGACGC
Messenger RNA from Acaromyces ingoldii, 943 nucleotides. RefSeq lists its product as hypothetical. Lineage: Eukaryota; Fungi; Basidiomycota; Exobasidiomycetes; Exobasidiales; Cryptobasidiaceae. The coding region runs from base 253 to 816 and encodes 187 amino acids. The record is from RefSeq and is a predicted model, not a curated record. The transcript has 3 exons.